Messenger RNA from Manihot esculenta (cassava), 1983 nucleotides. Its product is annotated as probable folate-biopterin transporter 4. Lineage: Eukaryota; Viridiplantae; Streptophyta; Magnoliopsida; Malpighiales; Euphorbiaceae. Gene Ontology annotation, cellular component: membrane. The transcript is spliced from 6 exons. The record is from RefSeq and is a predicted model, not a curated record. The coding region runs from base 436 to 1776 and encodes 446 amino acids.
AGGGUUUCAGAUCCUUUGUAUGGACUGCCGUUUCCUAUCACCUGAAAGACAGGCUUAAGUUGUCACCCUCGGCCUCCCAAUUUGUAUCUUCAGUAGCGUUUUUCCCAUGGAGCAUAAAACCAUUAUACGGGAACUCUAUCUUGCUUUUCAUAGCAAUGUUAUGAAAGUUGCAACCUUUCCAGCACACAGAUUUAUAUUGAAACAUCAGGCAUGGUGUCGCUUCUCAUGACUUUCUCAUUAUCAUAGUUGUUAAAACUAAUGAAUGCUAAAGAAACAACAACGAUUCAUUUUGAAAUGCAUAUAUAUAUAAAUAAAACUAAAAAUUAUAGCAUGAUCAUUUAGCAACAACAAAAUUCACAUAUGAAAUUUGUCUUUGCAUAUUGUCAUAUAUGUUUUUAAUUCCUCAUGGUACUUUAGAAAUCCCUCCCUUUCUUUAUGAGUUAUUUUACACUUCUAUUUAUUGGAUUGUUCUUUUUUCACGUGUUCUGUAGAAUUUUGUCAGACUGCUUUCCUAUCAAGGGAAGAAAAAGGAUACCCUACCUAGUAAUUGCAACUGUUCUUUCUCUAGUGCCAUGGCCUGUUCUAGGCUUAAAUGCAUUCUUCAGAAGUUCCAGAUGGCACAUUAGUGUCUUAUUGACAGUGCAAAACUUGGGCUCUGCUAUGGCAGAUGUUGUGGUGGACGCAAUGAUUGCUGAGGCAGUAAGGUUUGAGAUGGCCUCAUUUGCGGGAGAUCUCCAGUCGAUAUCUUGGUUAUCUAUGGCAUUGGGUGGAAUAUGUGGCAGUUUGUUAGGAGGAUAUGCAUUGACCAACAUACAGAUAGAAACAAUUUUCCUCCUUUUUUCAGUGCUGCCAGCCAUACAGUUAUUAUCAUGUGGUUUGGUUAAGGAGAAUCAUAUAGGCAGUAAAGGUUUGGCCGAGUUUGAUAAUUCUGUAAGCAGCUCCCAUAAAGAGAAAGAGAAUGCUAUUAUUUUGGAUGAAGAUAGAUUCUCAUUAAAGAAAUCUAAUAGGAGUGCAUCGAGAAGAAAGAAUAGCCAAAAGCAUAAAACAAGGAGGACAGCAAUUAGUGCUAAAUCACAGAUCUCUGAUAAGGAAAGUUACUUAGCUCUGAAUUGGUUACACUCUCUAAAAGCAGCCACUUACAGUUUAAUAGAAGCUUUUAGGCAGCCAAUCAUUCUGAGACCAAUGACUUGGUUUUUCCUAGCACACAUCACUGUUCCAAACCUCUCAACAGUCAUGUUCUACUACCAGACUGAGUACUUGAACUUGAAUGCAUCCUUUUUGGGGACUGUCCGUGUUGUUGGAUGGUUGGGCCUCAUGCUUGGUACCUUCGCUUACAAUCGCUAUCUAAAGAGUAUGAAAUUGCGGAAGAUUCUCCUGUCAGCUCAUAUUGGGUUGUCCUUAAUGAGCGUCCUAGAUAUGAUCUUAGUGUCUCGAAUCAGCCUUGCCUAUGGAAUUUCAGAUAAGAUCAUGGUGCUUUGUGGAUCUGCCCUGGCUGACGCUAUUAACCAAUUCAAGUUGAUGCCGUUCCUCAUUUUAUCCGGCCAGUUAUGCCCUCCAGGAAUUGAAGGAACUUUAUUUGCACUCUUUAUGUCAAUAAACAACUUGGGUUCAACGCUGGGAUCAUUCGCUGGUGCUGCACUGGCUUCAUUUUUGAACCUAUCAUCUGGAUCUUUUGACAACCUGCUAUUGGGCAUUGCCAUCCAAGUCUUCUGCACCUAUAUUCCAGUUGUCCUUCUAUUUUUGAUACCAAAACAUGCUACAGGGAUAUCAACAUAGUUUGGAAUUCAUUCUCAAUAUAGAAUUAGAAUACAAUUAUCUAGCAACACAAAAAUGGAUAGGAUUUCUUUCGCUGAUUUUUUUUGGCUGACUAGCGGCUGAGACACACAGAUAUGCACUCUGAAAUCAGGAGAUGUUGCUAAUUGAUAUAUACUUUGUCAUUGUAGAUCUUUGGCUAAAGCAUAUACAAUGUGAAAUACAGAAUGU